AUGCAGUCCCGUCUCCUCGUCCUCGCCGCCGCCGUGGCCACCGUCUCGGCCACCCACCCCUUGGCUCUGCCCAAGCUCAAGCGCGACCUCGAAGUCCGCCAGGCCGACGACCUUGACUCAGUCUCCAUCGCCUCCGGCUGCAGCUCCGCCGCCAUCGAUCUCUACACCGCGCUCCCAACCCCUCCCCCGUCCCUCAUGACCGCCGCCCUCGACGGCGAGCUCCAGAGCGCCCUGGCCAGCCCCUGCGAGGUGACCCUCGCCGCCAGCCUGUCCUCGGACCUGCAGGAGUACGCCUCCGACAUCAAGACCUGGUACGAGUCGCACUCGAGCCAGGUCUCCUCCGUCCUCGAGGAGUGCAGCGACCUCGUCAGCCUCCUCGGCGGCAGCCUCACCGAGACCGACCUCCCCGUCUGCUCCACGACCGCCGCCGCCAGCAGCGCUCGCACCACCAGCGGCAGCGCCUCGAGAACCUCCUCCUCUCGCACUGCCUCCGACACUUCUGCGGCUACUCCCGCCAGCUCUGCCUCUGGAGCUAGCCAGACCGGCAGCCAGACCUCUGCCUCUGCUACCGCCUCGUCUUCCACUGUUCCUGGUAGCGCCGGUGUCAAGACCUCUGGCAGCAUUUUCGCCGCCGUCGCUGCUGGUGUCUUUGCCCUCGUUGCUCUGCUUACCUCCCAUAAGACUUCAGACCUGGUAUCCAAACCUCCCCCGGUAGAACAUAUCAACCGCCACGGGGAGGUACAAGACCACGGCCACAAUCUGCCCAAACCCCCAGUUGUUCCCCCCGUAGUCCUCCUCCACGUUCCUCGCCAGCUCCUCCUGCAGGCCCCGCAGGUGGAAGAUGACCCAGAGCAGAGGGGCCGCGAGCCCCAGCGGGACGAGCAUGAGCAGGGCGGCCCAGAGCCGGUGCCCGCGGAGCCACUCGCCCACCCUCCUGCGCCAGAGGACGACGCGGCCGGCGCCGACCACGACGGCGUGCCGCUUCUGGUCCUUGACGGGGGAGUAGUGCGCGCCGACGAGCCCGCCCAUCUGCCAGAGCGUGGCGAGGUACAUGACGAGCGAGGCGGCGAGCUCGAGGGGCGGGAUGGCGGCGGCGUCGAGCCCGUCGGCGAAGCACAGCCUCUCCACCUUGGCCCAGUCGGCCGUCGACACGUCGCUGCCCGAGCCGUCGCCGAUGGGGCGGGAGUCGUCCGGCCCGAAGGCGUGCAGGUUGCGGGAGAGGAAGGGGUAGAAGGACAGCGCGGCGGCGAGGUUGAGCAGGAACAGGCGGGGGUUGGACCGGGAGGAGUCUAUGCUACUCAAGAGGAGGGCCGGGUAGAGCAGGGGCAGCAUGGAGACGACGGAGACGGCCUGGGCGAUCUGGGCCUCGAUGGCGCCGAAGUCGGAGGUGGCGAUGCCGAAGUCUUUCUGGACGAGGAGGGAGAUGGUGGCGAUCUGGACGGCGAUGGAGAAGAAGGCGGCGGCGUUGAAGAAGCUGCGGAGGCCGGUGAGGAGGACCUGCGAGGGGAUGGAUCGGAGCGGGGGGUCGAGGCGGGUUUGGAGGAGGAGGAGGAUGGCGAGGGUGAAGCCGAGGGCCAUUCCUAA
Messenger RNA from Clonostachys rhizophaga, 1584 nucleotides. The record is from the annotation of a GenBank genome assembly. NCBI's taxonomy places the organism in Eukaryota, Fungi, Ascomycota, Sordariomycetes, Hypocreales, Bionectriaceae.